CAGUUUGUUUCAUUUCCUACUCGAGACGAGGUACGAAACGAAAAAGAUUAAUUUACAUCAAACUGUCUCAGCAUAAAGUUGUUUCGCAUUCAGAACUUUUUUCCGGUAAUUAUCGACGAAGCUGCUAAUUAUCAGAAAUCACAUUAGAACAUGGAGAGUUUGAAAACACUGGCACUGAUAGUGUACACCAUGGUUUGUUUGGAGAUGAGUUGGGGACAAAGUAAUUCAGGAUGCAUCGAAAGAUCUCUUGUUGGUGAGAAUCGUCUAAUCAUUCCUAACAGUAGCUACACAGCCUCUUCGUUCUUAUAUGAUAAACAUCCAGAUAUUCCCGAUAACAGACGAUACGUACCACACGCUGCAAAGCUUUACGGCCCAUUUGGAUGGUCACCACGUGGUAAUCAUAACCCUGAGGAUUACUUACAGCUGGACCUUGUAGCUGUACGAGCCAUCACUGCUGUAGCAACACAAGGGAAUGGCAAACGUAGAUCAUAUGAAUGGAUAAAAACAUUUAAGCUUCGUUUCAAACAAGACACAAAUUCAACUAAAUGGAUUGAAUAUGGAGACAUCUUACAGAAUUGCUACAUGUGUGGGUGGUAUAAUCAGGGCUGUUGGUGUACUGAUAAAGAGAAAACGAAGAAAACGAUGACUGCUGACACUGUAGUUCGUCAUGAUUUAAAGACAAUCCAAGAAGCACGAUACAUAAGAUUCUUACCUGUAGAAUUUUUCGGUGGUGACAAGACGAUAAGAGUCAACGUGUUUUUUAUUAAUCAAAAAGCACCACGUGUUAACGCCACGCCCUCUGAACGAUCGAUAUUCCUACAAUGGACUAUUCAACCAUGUUUUAAACUAACUCAACUUAUCACUGGCUACCUUGUGGACGUAAUCACAAAAGAAGGCAAGAAAUCAGUCAGGGUUAGUCCACUUAUUACAAGCAAAAACAUCACAGGACUUCAGCCAUACACUGAAUAUAAAAUACGAGUCAAGGCUGUCCCGUAUGGAUUAUGGAGCGAUAACAAGACCAUCCAGACUGACAUAGGAGUUCCACAGGUAAUCAAAAGCGUUGUUACGUUACAGUCACUCUCAUCAAAUUCUAUCAGAGUCACGUGGAAGCAUCCACAAAACCAUUCUAUCAACGGGCCAUUAACAGGUUAUAGAGUAACUUACACAGCAAACAAAGGGCAGUCAAAGAAUGUUGACAUAGGUGUGGUCAACACGUGGAAUAUUACAUCACUAGACAAGUGCACGUGGUACAGUGUAACGGUGUCCGUUAAUAACUCCAAGUACAUCGGUCCACCGAGUAAAAACGCCACUAUAAGAAUUGGAAAUGCACCRAUGRCCGGUCCCACGAAUGUUUCUGCUAUCYCGACAAACUCUUCUKCAAUUGCUGUGUCCUGGGGUCYUGUAACAAUGGACAAUUUAACCUGUGACAUCACCGGAUAUGACGUCAADUUGACACAACACGAAUGUGCAAAUAUCAAAAACGUUUCAGCAGGAAACCCUGGAAAGGAAGGCAGUAGAUCAUCGUCAGCAAAGACAGUCCUGAUUGGUCUUGUGAGCGUGCCUCCUAAAUUGUCACAAUAUCAGUGCAUUGAAGCAGAAAAGCCAUCAAACAAAAAGAAAAAUCGUUACAAAAAUAUUUUUACGUAUGACAGGACACGUGUUUUUCUAAAACCUGAAUCCACUGACUCUGACUACAUGAACACAGCAAUGUUGCAAAAUGACCAGAAUGGAAGUGACUACAUGAACACAGCAAUGUUGCAAAAUGACCAGAAUGAAAGUGACUCUGAUUACAUUAACGCUUCAUUUGUACAAGGAUAUGAUGGCUCUCCAAAGACGUACAUUGCAACACAAGGACCUCUGCCCGAUACAACUAACGACUUUUGGAGAAUGAUUUGGGAUCAAAACACUGCAACCAUUGUCAUGCUGACAAACGUAUUUGAACUUGGCAAGAGAAAAUGUCAUCAGUAUUGGCCUGAAUCUAGUCAGCAAUAUGGCAACAUCACAGUGAGCACCAUAAAGGUUGAAGUGUUUGCAGAUUAUGUCAUUCGAUCCUUCUCUCUAUUCAAGAAAAAUGAAGCAAACUUUGACGUUCGCCAGUUUCAUUUCACGGCGUGGCCUGACAAAGGAGUCCCACAACAUGCUUCGGCAAUACUUGCAUUCAGACGAAAAGUCCGCAUGCAUAUUGCUGACGAUGCUGGUCCGAUAGUUGUUCACUGCAGUGCUGGUGUGGGAAGAACAGGAGCUUAUGUCAUGAUAGAUGCAAUGCUUCAGCAGGCAAGGGAACAGAGUAGUUUGGAUAUCUACAAUUACCUUCAGACAAUCAGGGCCAACAGGCCGUACAUGGUACAGACAGACGAUCAGUACAAAUUUGUGUAUUUGGCCGUGUAUGAGGCUCUGGCAUGUGGAAACACAGAAAUUCAAGUUGAAAACCUCAACAUUGCAGUAAGAAACCUUUCAAAGAUUGACAACAGCACAAAUCAAAGUUUCUUUAUGCAAGAGUUCCAGCGUUUGAAUGCUGUUACAAGUACGGCAGGAAGUCCUAUGGAUGAUCACAGACGCGUCAAAUUGAACAACAAAGAAAAAACAGGAGAAUACAUCAAUGCAACAUAUGUGGACACUUACAGAGAACGAAACGCCUACAUAGUAACCCAGGCCCCCACUUGUAAAACGGUUGAAGAGUUUUGGAAACUGGUGAUAGACCACGGUAUUGGAACCAUUGUAAUGUUAAACAAAUUGCAAGAAAACAACCAGUAUUUCCUGAAGGGAUAUGAUGGCUCUCCAAAGACGUACAUUGCAACACAAGGACCUCUGCCCGAUACAACUAACGACUUUUGGAGAAUGAUUUGGGAUCAAAACACUGCAACCAUUGUCAUGCUGACAAACGUAUUUGAACUUGGCAAGAGAAAAUGUCACCAGUAUUGGCCUGAAUCUAGUCAGCAAUAUGACAACAUCACAGUGAGCACCAUAAAGGUUGAAGUGUUUGCAGAUUAUGUCAUUCGAUCCUUCUCUCUUUACAAGAAAAAUGAAGCAAACCUUGACGUACGUCAGUUUCAUUUCACGGCGUGGCCUGACAAAGGAGUYCCACAACAUGCUUCGGCAAUACUUGCAUUCAGACGAAAAGUCCGCAUGCAUAUUGCUGACGAUGCUGGUCCGAUAGUUGUUCACUGCAGUGCUGGUGUGGGAAGAACAGGAGCUUAUGUCAUGAUAGAUGCAAUGCUUCAGCAGGCAAGGGAACAGAGUAGUUUGGAUAUCUACAAUUACCUUCAGACAAUCAGGGCCAACAGGCCGUACAUGGUACAGACAGACGAUCAGUACAAAUUUGUGUAUUUGGCCGUGUAUGAGGCUCUGGCAUGUGGAAACACAGAAAUUCAAGUUGAAAACCUCAACAUUGCAAUUAGAAACCUUUCAAAGUUUGACAACAGCACAAAUCAAAGUUUCUUUAUGCAAGAGUUUCAGCGUUUGAAUGCUGUUACAAGUACGGCAGGAAGUCCUAUGGAUGAUCACAGACGUGUCAAACUGAACAACAAAGAAAAAACAGGAGAAUACAUCAACGCAACAUAUGUGGAUACUUACAGAGAACGAGACGCCUACAUAGUAACCCAGUCCCCCACUUGUAAAACGGUUGAAGAGUUUUGGAGACUGGUGAUGGACCACGGUAUUGGAACCAUUGUAAUGUUAAGCAAGUUGCAAGAAAACAACCAGACUUUUCAUCAAUACUGGCCCAACGAGAAAGAAAUGAUGACAUGUGAUAACAUUAAAGUAAAGCAGAUCAAAGUGGAAUAUCUAGAUGAAGUAACUGUGCGCACUUUCCAAGUAAUCAACUCAACGAAAAGCGUUGACGUAGUUCACUUACAGCAUACUGAUUGGAAAGAUAAACGCAUACCGUCCAACCCUCAAAGUAUUUUGAACCUAUUGAACGAGGUCCAAAAAUCCCAGCAUAGGUUUGCYGGACAAUCACCAGUGCUUGUCCAUUGUAGUAACGGUGUAGGUCGUAGUGGUACAUUCUGUAGCAUUGCCUCAACACUUGAACGCGUUAAACAGGAACAAGUACUGGAYGUGUUUCAGACAGUCAAGUCUGUGCGUGAAAGCAGACGAGGAGCAGUCGAAACUUUGGAUCAAUACAAGUUCUGCUAUACUAUUGUACAGAAUUACCUUCAGUCAUUCAGUAAUUAYGAYAACUUCAAAGGAAAAUAAAACGCACMAGCACAAAGUGWYAUCWYUAUCAAAAACAAGAUUUUGASAAAUGCAAUUGGUAUUGCCUGCAUUGCCGAUAGUCAGCGGUUUUAGGAGUCUGAGAAAAUGAGCUGGCGACAUUGCUCGACUACUCUGCUUACGCUUUGUCCGUAAAUACAAUCUAAAUAGUUUAUUUUCCUAAUUCAAUUUUUUAUUUUUUUUAUUUUUUUUUUCAACUGAUGUUUUUAACUGUGAUUUUAAACUUGUCUUAAAUAAACACUGAAUAUCAGUUAUCAUGCGGAAACUAUGAUAUUUGGUUUCACAUGUGCAGUUUCCCAACGAAAAAUCGAAGUCUCUGAUUGGAUACCGCCGGGAUGACGCAGAAUAUGGUUUGUGCAAUAUAUGGAUACUGAUGACACAUGGGAAUUUUUGAACCAAUCAAAUCURAGACUCAUUCGUCUCCAACCUGAGUCUUCGAUUUUCCGCACUGAGAGGGAUCUGGGUACGAGAAUUGCACUCUACUUCCACGAUCUAAAAGUCAAUUUUCUUUUGAUUAUAAAUUUAUUAUAUAAAAACAUAUAUCUGCACUUGAUAUAUAGGAUAUGUACAUGUAUUUAGUAGAGCUAGCCAGCUAGUUAGCUUUGUGCUAACUCAGUGGAACGGUCUGCAUGCAGUUAUAUUUUGCUACAUAUGUUAUGCUAAAAAUUAGAGUGUUUUAGUAAAACCGUGAAAAAUUA
Molecule: messenger RNA, 4910 nt
Organism: Exaiptasia diaphana
Lineage: Eukaryota; Metazoa; Cnidaria; Anthozoa; Actiniaria; Aiptasiidae
Product: receptor-type tyrosine-protein phosphatase C
Exons: 32
Coding region: 151-4194 (1347 amino acids)
Biological process (GO): protein dephosphorylation
Molecular function (GO): protein tyrosine phosphatase activity; protein binding
Source: RefSeq, a predicted model, not a curated record